CCGCUCCACCACUGCCCUCUCCUCUCCUGAACGCUGAUGUGUUACUAACUCCAGCUUCUGCUCUGCCAAAAUGUUCAAUUUCGGGUCAAAAUUUUUGCUGCUUUUCCUCCUGGCCUUUCCCUGCGGGUUGAUAUCCAUCGGCCACGUCUCUGCAGACCCUGAUUCUGCUGAGGGUGUUGCUGAGGACACAGACGCUGCAGUUGAUGAGGAAGAAGAUGACGAAGAAGAGGUGCUCGUUGAGGAAGAUCAAAUGCAACCCUCGGAGGGUGAUGAAGAUGAUGCGGAUGAAGGAGCCGAUAAACAACUAACAUCUCACCCUGACGCUGACACCACCAUCAUUUUCAUGACAGGAGAAGAAUUUCCUGCCAAUGAGAUUGUGAGAUUCCUGGUGGGUUUCACCAACAAGGGGAGUCAGGACUUCACCGUUCAGUCACUGGAAGCCUCCUUCCGUUACCCCCAGGAUUUCCAGUUCUACAUUCAGAACUUCACAGCGCUACCUUUGAACACGGUGAUCAAGCCAGAGGCUCAGGCCUCAUUCGAGUACUCCUUCAUCCCUGCUCAGCCUAUGGCAGGUCGUCCAUUUGGGCUUGUCAUCCUCCUCAACUAUCUUGACAAUGAGGGUGGCGUGUUCCAGACUGCUAUCUACAACCAGACUGUCACCAUCACAGAGCGUGAAGAGGGACUGGAUGGAGAAACGAUAUUCAUGUACGUCUUCCUGGUUGGACUGGUGGUCCUGAUGCUGUUUGGGAUGUACCAGGUCCUGGAGACAAGGACGAAAAAGAGACUCCCAGUGAAAAUAGAGAAGGGCACAAGUGGGAUAAGUGAUGUGGACAUCAGCUGGAUCCCUCAGGAGACUCUCAAUGCCAUGAGCAAGGCUUCCCCUAAAGCGUCUCCACGGAAACGAACCAACAGAGCAGCCGGAGCAGAUCAAUAAGAACUGCCCAUUUCCAUCCGUCAUCAUUUUGUCCAUCAGGCUUUUAAAGCUCAUUUCCUCACCACACUAACCUGAUUGCCAUUCACAAAGGACCAACAUUUCUGGAAUAUGGUUUCUGUUCUGAGCAGAAAUGUUUGAUUGGGUCUCAGUCUGCUUCUCUGCUGGAAUGACUAGAGAGCAUCCUGAACGCUGCUGCUCCGAUCAGAGCAUCGAACACUUGGACACUAAAAGGACAGAACUGCAGUUCAUUUAAAGGGACUGUUUUUUAUCAGUAUGUGUGUGUGUGUGUGUUUGAAAAAAGAUAGAUGACAAGCCUAGCUAGUUUUUAAGUGGAAAUCUAAAGGGAAUAUGGUUCAGAUUUCUCCCCAGUGAUGAGCAUUUUAUGACUUCUAACAAUUUAUAUUUAAUCUGUUGAUAAUAUCAUUCCCCUCUUUUUAAUCAGGAAAACACCACUGUGCCUUGUUUAAACUCUAAUUGCGAUGCCCUGCAAAGAAAUUAUGCCAAAGAGACGCAAUUGAUUAAAAACAAUUCCAACUCUUAUUCCUUCUGUUGUAGAAACUGGUCACUAUAGUCUGAGUUUUGUAUUUAAAUGUUGUUUUCAGUGGGUUAAUGGCAGCUGCAAAUACAACAAUCAUUCAAACAGUAUUUUUGGAGGUUUCUGCUGGUCAAUAGACCAGUUUUAUCACCUGUAAGAGGUUCAGGAGAGAAUUAGGUGUCAAUGAUGCAAUUUUGGUUGCAUUAUAUUGUUUUUGAUAAAACACCUUGAAAAGCAAUAAAAGGGUGGAAAAAUA
Cheilinus undulatus (humphead wrasse) is the source of this 1725-nucleotide messenger RNA. RefSeq names its product translocon-associated protein subunit alpha-like. Lineage: Eukaryota; Metazoa; Chordata; Actinopteri; Labriformes; Labridae. Gene Ontology annotation, cellular component: endoplasmic reticulum membrane; endoplasmic reticulum. Bases 71 to 934 code for a protein of 287 amino acids. The record is from RefSeq and is a predicted model, not a curated record. The transcript is spliced from 9 exons.